UAUACACAUUCAGGCCUUUAUCGUCCGUUGGCAUUCAAGGACUAUCAGAAUAACCACCAUAUUGCCGGUCGCGUCUUAUAGUUCAUCAUAAACUAAUAUCUCUGGUUUUCGCAUCAACCCUGUUCGGGCUGCAUAUUCAUUUCUAAUGACCUCGUUCAAUGGCAUUUUGCAAUUGGAGAAAAGCCAGAAAGCUAGCAUGAAUCGUCUACCGUCUGUCUCCAGCCUCAUGUCCCCUCCAGAAGCAAAACCGUUUGAGACGUUCAGCCCCCCGUUUUCACACUUUGCAGUGUCACAGGAUCUGUCCUCAAACCACGAGAUCAAACUUCCUCCCAUCUCAGCUGAUCGGAAGCGGACACAGUCAGAAAUGGAUUUGCCAUCUCCACCAGUCACUCCCUACACUGGGAACAAAAAAAGGAAGUCGCAUGUUUCUGAGCAAAUCGACAGCGAUGUGAUCGGAUCUUCCACAGAUCCUGUGCUCUUUCCUCGCAAUGAUCCUGUUGCUGAUGUUGCCACUGAUGAGCCAUUGUUUGGACCAAUGCUUCCCCCAACAGCAGAAGCACUGAUCGAACAACAUAUCAAUACACAUAUGGCAAGAUUUGACAAUAAAUUGAACAAACCGACGCGUGAUGAGUAUCUCCUAGCUCUUUCAUGUGUACCGAUUGUUUCGACUCAGUAUAAUCGCAAUCCAGUAGCCUGGGCUAAAGAGGAACGUGAGACGUUAGAACGUCAGUUGGCCAUGAUGAAUCGCUGCCGUCCUGGAGCUCUGGAGGCGAAAUUAAAAAGGAUUGCCCCGGCACCCGCCAAAAAAGCAGUUACUUCUCAGCCGCGUGUGCAACGUACACCUCGGGUCAAACGUACACCGCGGUCCACCCCAAAGCAUAAGGCCCUUGACUCCUUCGUUUCAUCUGUACCGCAAAUUUCCAAGGCGCCUCGGGCCAUAGGAACAAAUCGCGAUGAUACAGAUUACAAUUCCCUCGAAGACUUGUCCCCACCCAUCUCAACUCUCGGUGGCAAUGCAAAAGCAUUAAAGGCGGACUGGAAGGGGCAAAUGUUAGAUUUGAGCAACGAUCCAGACCGGCACCUACUUAGUCCCGCCGAGCUCAAUCUUGCUGCUACUUUAAGGCUCUCAUGUGCAACGUAUCUAUGCAGCAAGCGCCGCAUUUUCGAGGCUCGUGUCAGGGCUCUGAACGUUGGGAAAGAAUUUCGCAAAACAGACGCGCAACAAGCUUGCAAAAUCGACGUCAAUAAGGCAAGCAAAUUAUGGACUGCAUAUGAGCGUGUCGGUUGGUUUGAUCCAGAGCUUUUCCAGCAACAUCGGAGGUGAGAGGACAGUAUACCCAAUUCAAUUUCGUGAUUCAGAACUUUCCCAUGUUAGCGUUAUCGUUUCCCCCCGAGUUUAUUCUGUCUUUCUUUCGAGACUUUUGUUCUCCAGCGAAAUUAAUUAUUCUAGUUGGUGCAUUUUUUAGCUCGACCGUUGGCGUUUGCUGGUAAUUGGGAGCCCUCUUUGUUUGUUCCAUAGUUUAUGUUGCUAUUGUUGUGUGCAUAGAUGAUUGCUUACCACAUGGUUAAGUGGGUUGCAUAGUGUAGCAAAUGAUCAUUUGGCUUCUGCAUAGAUAUUUAGAAUUGAAUAGGUGCCAACCUUCUUUUUUUCCUUUCUUUUUCUUUUUUUUUGGGGGG
Molecule: messenger RNA, 1677 nt
Organism: Aspergillus glaucus CBS 516.65
Lineage: Eukaryota; Fungi; Ascomycota; Eurotiomycetes; Eurotiales; Aspergillaceae
Product: SWIRM domain-containing protein
Exons: 1
Coding region: 146-1324 (392 amino acids)
Biological process (GO): regulation of transcription by RNA polymerase II; chromatin remodeling
Cellular component (GO): nucleus; SAGA-type complex
Molecular function (GO): protein binding; chromatin binding; transcription coactivator activity
Source: RefSeq, a predicted model, not a curated record